CAGGGUCCUUUCAGCCUUCGUAAUGACCUUUGUAGUUUUUUGGACUUUUCAGUAGUGUAGUACAACACUGAAACACCUGCUGUCCUAUUUGAAACUCAUAGUGUACGGCAGUAAAAUCACAGGAUGAGCAGCUCUGUUUAUGGAGGAUGAUACCGAAAAACAAGUACAAGGGCCCAUGAAAACGUCCGUUGUGUUAUUGAGAAAUGCGUUAAGGAAGUUAGCUGUCCCUGCCUCAUGUUUGCCUCAUGUUAAGAGCUGCAGAGACAUACUCUUACCAAACAUGACCUGCUCAGAUGUCUGUGAUCAGAUGAAUGAGCAAAUAUCCAAAUAAUAGUACUGUAAUGUAUUUUGACUCCUUGCUGUUGAGAAGCUUAUUCGGGUGGCCACAUGCAUACAACUACUGCUGUACAAGUUUUGCCAUGUCUCUUUGGAGUUCCAGAUUUGUAUCUCUUAUCCUGAGGAACUUUCAUUGCAGACGAUGUGGACAUCAGCUUUUGGGACAGUUUCGGCUAUAUUCUUCCGAUGGGAUUGUAAAAAGAAUUGCAAAGUCCCAACCAGUUCAAAGAUUAGAAAAAUGCAUGAAUGUUUCAGCAGUAACUCAGACCAGUUUGUCUACUGUUGCAAGGAUGCAGAAAGGUCAAAACAGGUCAUUGUCCAGAUAUGAGCAUCUUGAAUUUGACGAUGUUGAAGAAGCAGCAGAAAAAGCACUUGCUUGUCCAGCUGUCAGACGGUUCAUAGUAAAUCCAGACCUAGCUAAGACUGUUGUCAAUUGUUUGGAUCCUAACCUUGCAGACAGUAAUGCUGUAAUCUUUGAGUGCAAUCCCGGGCCUGGUACCUUGACAAAAGCAUUGUUGAAUGCUGGAGCACAAAGAGUGGUAGCCCUCGAGGGUGAAAACAACUUUCUUCCUGAGUUACAGUCUUUAGAGAACCAUCUAAAUGGUCGGCUGGAGGUUGUUCAUUGUGAUUUCUUCAGGCUUGAUCCCAUUACCACUGGAGUCAUUAGGCCACCAGCUAUGUGUACAACAAAGCUAUUUCAUGACUUGGGAAUAUCUGAGGUCUCUUGGAAUGACGAUGUACCCGUAAAGGCUGUUGGGAUAUUCGGUCAAACACAUGAAAGAAACAUGUUGUGGAAACUCGUAUAUGCCUUGUAUGAACGUAUUUCUAUAUACAGAUAUGGAAGGAUUGAACUUGUAAUGUUUAUGAGUGAAAAAGAAUAUUUGAAACUAAUAGCACAACCUGGAUAUAUAAAGAACUACCGUGCACUGAGUGUACUCUGGCAGAUUGCUUGUGAAAUAGAACUUUUGCACAAGGAACCGUUGUCUUCAUUUGUAAUAAGCAGUGGGAGUGGUCAACUUGGAGUACGAAAAAGUAAAUUGCCAAAUGACAACCUAUGUUUGGUGAGAUUGACUCCUCAUAAAAACUUGUUUUCUGGAGCUUUAACCCCUGAUAAUGCAAUGACCUUUCUUGUGAUGAUUAAGCAGUGUUUUGCAAAACGAUCCGCUAAACUCGUUAACAGACUUAAUGACUGGUGCCCUGGCUGUGGCCCAGAGAUAAUUAAGCAACUUAAUUUACCACCGCACAUUAUAGUAGGACAUAUGUUCCCUGAAGAUUUUAAACGCCUCUUUGAAGCUAUGGAACAUUCUAAAGAAUUUGGCCACAGCUGGCUGUAUAAUGAAGUACUGGUAUAUACACACAGAACAGAAUUCUUAAUAUGAACACUUUGUAGGACCCCUGUUUUUGUGGAUUGCUUGAUGAACAUUCAUUGUUUGGCACUCAAUUGUUAAUAUGUUCUUGGUUAUGGCAUUGUCUGCAGAAGUCUGUCUUGCAUUUGUCUAUACAGUGACCAUUGAAGAAAGCUAUCAAAUUUCAAGCCAAAGCUGUAUGUAAAGUAUUUUUUAUUGAUGAUCAAAUAAUUUUCAGUCUAUGGUA
Messenger RNA from Protopterus annectens (West African lungfish), 1929 nucleotides. It is a transcript of the gene TFB2M, whose product is annotated as transcription factor B2, mitochondrial. Gene Ontology annotation, cellular component: mitochondrial matrix. Gene Ontology annotation, molecular function: mitochondrial transcription factor activity; rRNA (adenine-N6,N6-)-dimethyltransferase activity. The record is from RefSeq and is a predicted model, not a curated record. Lineage: Eukaryota; Metazoa; Chordata; Ceratodontiformes; Protopteridae. Bases 312 to 1715 code for a protein of 467 amino acids. Gene Ontology annotation, biological process: rRNA methylation; transcription initiation at mitochondrial promoter. The transcript is spliced from 10 exons.